Messenger RNA from Ectocarpus sp. CCAP 1310/34, 2180 nucleotides. NCBI's taxonomy places the organism in Eukaryota, Phaeophyceae, Ectocarpales, Ectocarpaceae. The record is from the annotation of a GenBank genome assembly.
UCGACCAGCGACUGCUAGAUCAGCACCCAAGCAACUGCACAGUGACGGUGAACUUCUGGGUACGGCCUUGGUCCGGAACGAAGCUAUCAAUCGGAGGAUAGAUGGUCACAAGGUACUGGGGCAUCCUAGUGAGACGCCCGUGGAAAGCAGUUCACGACCUCAAUUGCCAUGGCGGCGGCUGCUGUGGAAGAAUGCCCGGGUGAGGAGCACAUGCGAGACCGUGCUUUGCGCGCAUUACAGUUCGCGGUCGUCUCCGGCUUCGUGAAGGACUAUCGGGCCACACAAGCAUCUUGCCUUGGCCUGUGCAACGCGUGUCGAGAAGGGGUUCCAGUGGAGCGCAUGCUUAUCGCCGAAGGGGUGCCGCAGACACGCCUGGCGAUGGUCCUCCCGAAGGUGGUUCAAGCGCAGUGGGAGGCCGAUAUCCCACCAACGAGAGUCCUGCAACCUCGAAGGGUGCUCAGGUUGAAGUGGACUUUCCGCACCAGUGCAUGGUGGACUGAGACUACCGAAGAUAUUCCCAACUCUUGGGUACGUGCUCUGACCAUGGGGAUCGUCGACUUUGACGAGGUGCAAUGGCCCGAGGGCAUCAAAGAGGUCAACUUGCUGUCGUUCGACAAGGAGGUUGAAGGGGUGGCGUGGCCGAAGGGUCUGGAAUGCCUUUCUUUCUGCGCGCUCCGACUUCGCUGCGGGCCUUCGGGCUUCGCGAAUAGAGGCUCUUUCAAUCGUUCGCUUGUUGGGGCGAAUUUUCCUUCGGGCCUGCGAGAGAUCUUCCUUGGGGAUGCUUUUGACCAGCCCAUCGAAGACGUGGUGUGGCCACAAGGGCUCGAGAGACUGUCGCUCCCUGGCUGCAAUCAGCCUAUUGACAACGUGAGGUGGCCGCCGGCGCUGAAGUCCUUGGAAUUUUCACCCCCGUCGCAGAUCUGCCUACGCGAAGACCCAAACACGCGUUUGGACGUGCUUGAGCCCCAUCGGGACCGUUUCAACUCGCCCUUCACUAAGUUGCCAGCGAGCCUGGAGGCUCUUUGGCUUGGCAAUAACUUCUGCCAGUCCCUUGAAGGCGUGAACUGGCCGAGUGGGCUUGUCACAUUGGGGCUGGGAUCAAGUUUUACGGGGUUGAAUGGCGGUGUGUCGUGGCCCCCGAAUCUUCAAAACCUAUACUUGGUGAACGAGAUGGAUUGGCUAGAGUACCCCGAAAGCUGCAUGCUUACCAUCGUGAAGGAUUACGACACGGAGAGCCAGUCUUUCGAUGCCGAACGUGAUGGUUUCGACGAGUGGGACCAUGAUUUCUACGAUCCGGACUUAGAUGACGGGUACGAGGACUGUUUCGAUGGCGGCCAUGACGACGACGGCUCUUGUGCAAUGUGAACUUGAUAUGUUGCCUUGUCUGUAGUGCGGAAUGGUGCAGAAUGAUACGUUGAUGGAUUGGGGUGCCUGAUUGCUCCCCUGGUUCCGCUUGGCGGGGCCGGGUAGAAUGCGACCUGCGGGAUAAGCGAACGAGUGGGGCCUUAAUGAACGUUCUAAUAGUCGUCGUAGAUGACAACAUCUUGAGGCCGUGACAAAGUGUAGGAAGUAUGAAUGAAUACCGAGGCAGCGUCGAGGACCAUGAAGGACGUGUCGGACGGAAUGAAAGAACCUACUAACGAAGUGAUGCAGUCUGGAUAUUUUCACGGGCUUUGACAAUGAAUGGGAGAAACUCCGUGUGUUUGCUUGAUAUUUUAUUCUCAAGAUGACAAAAUGGGCACGGCAGGGAUAAUUGCGACUAGAAGAGUUGAUUGCCCGCUUUGCAACGGAAACGAUGAUGAUGGGGAAGUGAAUGACAAGAGUGAGGGAGCCGUGGAAAGUGAAGUGGAAAAUGUGAAAGGGGAACGUAUUGGAGGCAAUGCUCGCCAUCCCCCACACGCCUUGCAAUUUCUACGUAUGGAAACGGAAACUAUGGUUUGUGGCAUGGUCGAUUGAGGGUUUACGCAUAAAAUAAGCAAGUAGAGGUUGUGCCUGACACAUGAAAUGCUUCCAGGAACAUGCCAUGCCUGACGGAGCGGCUUGCAAGUUCCGAAGACUUGUUGCAUGUCAUCCCCACACAACGGGGCAUGUGUGUUGACACCUAACAGGACGCGUGUCUACCCUCUGGACCAAUAACGGAACAGGGAACUCGAAAUUCAAAGCGUGGAUCAGGAUAGGGC